Prunus persica (peach) is the source of this 3423-nucleotide messenger RNA. RefSeq names its product pentatricopeptide repeat-containing protein At5g48910-like. NCBI's taxonomy places the organism in Eukaryota, Viridiplantae, Streptophyta, Magnoliopsida, Rosales, Rosaceae. Gene Ontology annotation, biological process: RNA modification. The record is from RefSeq and is a predicted model, not a curated record. The coding region runs from base 774 to 2654 and encodes 626 amino acids. Gene Ontology annotation, molecular function: protein binding; zinc ion binding; RNA binding. The transcript has a single exon.
UUUGUUCAGUAAAAAAUAUAAAUUUUCGUACAUUAACUUUUUUUUUGGGGUCAAUUUUUAUACAUUAACGUUUCUGUCGCUUUGUCCAGAUUUGCCUCUCGGCUGGUUGAACAGUUCAAAGUAGCGUUAAAAAGAAAACUUAUGUCCUCCCCUCACUUAAAAGUCUCAUUUCUUCUAAUGUAGUGGUUAUUGCUCUUUAAGAUUUAAGUACAAGCCUUAACAUUCAUUUAAUAUGUGUGAGUUAUUGACCCUUUUAAUAAUAAAAGUCCAAUAAAAAAAAAAUGACUCAUUCCUUCCGAGUUGGACACUCAAUAUUGUAAGGCACUUCUGUUUUCUUUCCCCAAGAAUUCUAUAGUGAGGAUGUUAUAUAUAGUUAUUAGGUGAGAUUCUAUAUCUUAACCGUUUGAUCAAAUUAGUUAAUUAUUAAAUUAAAUUGAUCAGCUAUAUUCAACAAUUAAGAUAUAUCACCUCAUCUAAGAAUCAUAUAUAAUGAACCUUACUAUAUAACGACUCUUUUUUUCCCAUUCCUUCUGGGCCUUGAUAAAUAAAUAUAUCAUAAAAAAUACGAGACUUGGGCUUUUGGCCCAGGGGCUCCCCUGCGCUGGUUUAGCUCUGUGACAUUUGUACUCGUCUCUCCGAGGUCGUCUUCUCUGUAAAACAUUGCGCAGAGUAACCGAGUCAGCGACUCAGCCGAACCCAUCCUGGCUCUUCUUUACCCGCACAACCACCCCAAGCUCACUCACCUCCUACUAAGAUGCGCCGCCCAGCUUACCAUGCGCCACCUCUACCAAAUCCAAGCCCAAGCGACCAUCAACCCAUUACCCUCCAUCGACCCAAACAUCAUCGCCGUCAAGCUCAUCGGCGUCUGCGCCGACCACGCCAACAUCCGCCACGUGGCGCUCGUAUUCAACCACUUCCUCACAGCCCCAAACAUCUUCGUCUACAAUGCCCUCCUCAAAGCCUUUGCUCAAAACAAUGACUGGCAGCACACCAUAUAUUACUUCAAUCGGCAACUGGGUUCGCCAAAUGCUCCAGCCCCAGAUGAGUACACGUUCACUUCUGUGCUCAAGGCCUGCGCUGGCCUUGCCCAAGUGACGGAGGGAGAGAAAGUUCACUGCUUUGUUGCUAAAUACGGGUGUGAGGGUAAUUUAUUUGUCAGAAAUUCGCUUACUGAUAUGUAUUUCAAGGUGGGUAAUUUCGGGAUUGCCCAGAAGCUGUUUGAUGAAAUGGGUGUGAGAGAUGUUGUUUCAUGGAACACUUUGGUUUCGGGGUAUUGCUUGAGCGGGCGGGUUGAUAAGGCCAGGUGGGUGUUUGAUGGGAUGGCAGAGAAGACUUUGUUUUCUUGGUCGACUAUGAUCACUGCGUAUGCGAAGUUCGGUGAGUUGGGGGAAGCUCGCCGUCUUUUCGAUGAGAUGCCGGAGAGGAAUGUGGUUUCAUGGAAUGCGAUGAUUGCGGGGUAUGCGCAGAAUGAGAAGUAUGCUGAGGCCAUUGGUUUGUUUAGGCAAAUGCAACAGUAUGGAUUGGCGCCAAAUGAUGUCACGCUUGUUAGUGUGUUGUCUGCUUGCGCUCAUCUUGGCGCACUUGACUUGGGGAAGUGGAUUGAUAAGUUUAUAAGACAGCGUGGGAUGGAGUUGGGUUUGUUUUUGGGGAAUGCAUUGGCAGAUAUGUAUGCCAAGUGUGGCUGCAUAGCCGAGGCUAAGCUGGUUUUUGGAAAGAUGCAUCAGAGGGAUGUGAUAUCUUGGAGCAUUAUCAUUACUGGGUUGGCCAUGAAUGGCCAUGCCGAUGAAGCUUUCUGGUGUUUCAAUAAAAUGAUUGAGCAUGAGGUGAAGCCAAAUGACAUUACUUUCAUGGGCUUAUUGACAGCGUGCACUCAUGUUGGCUUGGUCGACAAGGGGCUUGAGUAUUUCGAUAUGAUGGACAAAAGAUAUGGGACCUUCCCCAAGGUUGAGCAUUAUGGUUGUGUGGUUGAUCUUCUCAGCCGCGCCGGCCGCCUUGUUGAAGCAGAAGAUUUGAUCAACUCCAUGCCUGUGAAGCCCAAUGUUAUAGUCUGGGGUGCAUUGCUUGGUGGUUGUCGGAUUUAUAAAGACACCGAGAGAGGUGAACGCGUUGUGCAACACAUUCUCGAGCUAGAUUCCGAUCAUUCUGGAAGCUAUGUCUAUCUUGCCAAUGUAUAUACUUCAAUGGGUAGGCUGGAUGAUGCAGCAAACUGUAGGCUGAGGAUGCGAGACAAAGGCGUAACGAAAACACCGGGCUGUAGUUGGAUAGAGGUGGAUAACAUAGUCCAUGAGUUCUUCAUGGGAGACCUGUCCCAUCCUCAGCUGGACAAGAUAUACUGGAUGAUUAGAGAACUAAGGAGGAAAAUGAAGCUAGCUGGGUACAAACCGAAGACCGAUCUGGUCCUCCAUACUAUUGAUGAAGAAGAGAAAGAGGAUGCUCUGUCGGUUCAUAGUGAGAAGCUGGCCAUUGCAUUUGGCCUUAUCAGUACUAGUCCAGGAACCACCAUCCGAAUUGUGAAGAAUUUGAGGGUUUGUAAUGACUGCCAUGAUGCAACAAAAAUAAUCUCCAAAAUCGUUGAGCGAGAGAUUAUCGUGCGAGACCGCAGUCGCUUCCAUCAUUUCAAGGAUGGGAAGUGUUCUUGCAAUGACUACUGGUAACAAGUACUAAGUAGGAACUAUUGUAGCCAGGACAAAUUCUGUACAGUAGGGGAUGCAGCAACAGAUGUGUUCAAUCUAUUUGGAUGACCAAGGGUGAGAUUUUGUUCUUAUUUAAUUUAUACCAUUUCGAAUCAUGUGAGGAGAGAUAAGAGAGUAGGGGCACUAAAAGCAGGAUAGCGAAGUAUUUUUAUGUUUAUGGUUCCCCAAUCAUGAAGCCAAUGACGAGUCUAUGAAGUACAUUUGCCUAAAACUUCUUAAUUCGGAACAUUGUGAAGAUACCAAGCAAGUUUAUUAAAUACAUUUGCCUAACCCUCACAAUGGAUGCAUAGUAUAAUAUGUAUGAGAAGAAGAUUAACAUUUUUAAUUUAAUAUAUAUAAUUCGAUUCCGACGGCCAAGAAAAUUGCCUUUCUCCCUCCGGAAACUAAAUUAUGGCUGACUUGCACAAAUUUGCAGGCCAAAUUGUUUGGCACUUCUCCAAAUUCCACUCGUUAUUUCAGUUAAAUUGCGGAAAUCCACAAGCUUUCUCAAUGAAAGGGAAGGUAAGUCUUUCACCCAACUCGUUUUCUGAUAGAACAAAACUACUUAGUACAUAACCCGUUUCAUUCAUGGCAUUCCAGCGAUGACAACUCCAAUUACAUACGCUUUUCCAAGCAAAAGGACGAAAAUAACUUAAGCAAAAAUAAUUGUAAAAUUAAACCACUAUCAUUCACAAAGACAAUCCAUAUCCAGAAGUCCCAGAAUGCAAAGAUAAAUGGUUCAUACAUAUAC